GGGAAGAGGUAAGGCCGUCCAACCAAAUUGUUGGCUCUUUUUCGUACUGACAUCGUAAAUCUCUUUAUGAGGUGGAAGAGACGAGUCGUUGAGUUCUUUCCCUAUUAGUAGGCUAAAAGUAUAACGUACUUCAAAUUUUCUUCUUGUUUCCUAGAGUUUCUUAUUCAUGAUAAUCGGCAGUUUGCUAAGGGAAAGAUGCUUCCGACUCCAUCUUAUGGUAGUUUUUAACCAUAAGAGUGUCAUAUCUCGUAUACUAAGAAAUUGAUGACACAUAACCUUUUCAAUGCGUUGCAGAAACAGCGAUGUAUGAUCUAAACGUGACGUCACCAGUGCCCCCACGUUAUCUCAGCAUAAAAUGUUCUAGACUUGAGUACACACAUUAGGAUUAAUUAUGCAGUGCUGUUCUGCAUGUCACCUUGCAACACAACAAUAACAAGACAGUGGUUGUGGUUGGGUUUUUUCACGGGUUGGUCGGCUUGGCCAUCGGAAAAUAUGAAAUAGCUAGUACUAAACAUUUUUCCGGCUUAACUUAACAAUAAUCCGAGCAUUAAAUAUUUUCCGAAGGAUAUGUAUAUUGAUGACUCAAUUGAUACCAACCUCUUAUCUUGAACAUCAAGACGAGUUAAUAUCAUUCAUUAAUACAGUCUUGUCUAUCUGCUGUCCUGUGUUCCAUAGUACUCACAAUUUCUGGACUCAAUGUUUAUCUAUGUUUAUUGAAUUUAUGUUUUUUAUAGUGGUGGUUUUCACGUAGUUGAAAUUAGCUCUAUUACUAUUAAUCUUGAUGGAACUUCCACCUCGAUGUUUUAAAAAUGAGUACUUUAUUUUUGUUGCUUCAGAUAUACUUCUGAAAUUGUAAAUAUGAUCAAGCAGUGGACCUAACUCCAAACAAAAAACCCACAACUUUUAUCGUAAUUCAAGUUAAUAGAUAAUGGAUUAUCCCUCUUCACCUCCUGUAUAUCAGUCCCUCUUUCCUGACAAAUCUGAAAACAAACCGAAUCCUAAUGAAAUAGUUGGAUCUACGCGACUAGAUUCAGAAGAUCUGAAUAAAUCUGAUUCAAGUGAAAAUGGGUUAGAUGCAGAAAAGAAACCAAACCCUACAUAUACAGUUGAAGAUGCUGUGGAGGCAGCUGGUUUUGGAAGGUUUCAGUUGAAGCUUUUCAUUUUAUGUGGAGCCAUAUCGGCUGCAGAUGCGAUGGAAAUGCUACUGCUUUCAGUACUUGGUCCAGCAUUACGAUGUUAUUGGCUUCUGUCGUCAGGACAAGUCGCUGCCAUAACCACAGUUGUUUUUGCCGGGUUUUUAUUUGGAGCUCCUUUAUGGGGUUUUAUCGCGGAUAGAUUUGGUCGUUGGCCGACUUUAUUGAUUGUUUUAUCAAUGAUAACUUACUUCGGCAUCAUCACAAGUUGUGCCCCCACUUAUAUUUGGGUCAUAAUAUUACGACUUCUGGUCGGAUUCGCUAUUGGUGGUGGAAAUAGCAGCUUCACGUUAUUCUCAGAAUUUCUGACCGUUAAGCAUCGGGCCAAAGUUCUGUUAGCUUUCAAUCUAUUCUGGGCUUUUGGAAGCACAUUUGAAGUUGGUUUGGCAUACCUUAUUCUGCCAAGAUUUGGCUGGCGAUGGCUGGUGUUUGUUUCAGCCUUACCACUAUUGAUUUUCUUAUUUUUAUUGAGGUUUCUGCCUGAGUCUCCAAGAUAUCUUGUUGGUGCCGGCAAAACUGAAGAAGCUGAACAUAUUAUUGCAGAUUUGUUCCGUACGAAUCGGGUUGUUCCUCUUAGGGGUACUCUUGUAUCAUCCACUGUACCUAUACGAGAUAGAGGCAGUAUAAAAGGAAUGUUUGGGAAAACCUAUUUAGUGACUACACUAAUGUUGCCGAUUGUAUGGUUCAGUGCAGCAUUUGUUUAUUAUGGUGUCGUUCUAUUAAGUGCUGAAAUAUUUCGCUUCAAGCACUCUUGUUUUGGUAAACCUAUUCUAACCCCAGACUAUCAUGGUAACCUGAGCCAUUUUAACGUCCCACCACUUCUGGAAACUUCAAGCCAAAUAGACAACUUUUGUUGUAAAGAGUUGUCUGAUGAUGAUUAUGUCGCUAUGUUAGUCUCUUCAAUUGGUGAAUUUGUUAGUAUACCAUUAAUGAUUUUCAUGGUCGACUUAGCUGGAAGAAAGAUUACUUUGGCUGCGUGGAAUGGACUUAUAGCUGUUCUGUUUAUGUUACUUUAUCUUUGUAUGCCUAAGUCAGCCUUAACAGCUCUAUUAUUUGUUUUGCGCGCUUUGUCUGCCGGUUUAUUUAGUUGUGCAUACGUUUACACAACGGAGGUCUAUCCUACAACUGUUCGUGCAGUAGCUGUCGGGAUGUUCAGUUCGAUUGCCCGAUUGGGUGCAAUGGUCACACCUUAUGUAGCUCAAGUAAUGAUGCCAGAAGUGUCGGAAAUUGGAGCUUUAUCUUUAUAUGCCUCUGUAACCCUGAUAGUCUCAAUUGUAUCCCUUUUCCUACCAAUAGAAACAAAAGGGCGUCAGCUACCUAAUUCUGUAGAUGCUCUAUCAACUUCUUCCUUGCCAACUGGAAAUGCACCACCCAUCGCUUCUCCAAAGACCAGCAAUGCAUCAUCUAAAAUCUCGAAGUAAAUCCUUAUUUAUAUUACUCAAGGUUAUUGUAAUGUUCGCUGUUUUGGGAUUAUAACAUAUAUAUAUUCACUUGUCUUUCUUGUUUUUUUCAUCAUAAUAUUCACUAAUAUUGAUUUAUUUAUUUGGAUUUGUGUGUAUUCACGAGGUAAAUAGAGUAUAUAAAAGAUAUUACUUUUUUUCUCUCUCGUUAUUCUGUCGCUAUAUUUACAUUGUAACUAUCGGAGCGAAGCUAACGUUAGACAUGAAGUAAAUAAAACAAUUUUGGAAACCAACUAAAAUAUUUUGUCUGCCUUCUAUUUUUGUAUUAGUUUUGUCGUUGCUAUAAUUUUUUAACGCCUCAGGCCCAUUGUGAUAUGUGUAUGUAAAAACAAUGAAAAAUAAUUUAUCUUCUCUAUGGUUAUGUAACUUUGGAUGUAAUGUCCUCUUUGCAUCUCUUCUACUUUCCUCAUGUUUUCCUUUUGUGUUUUGGACUUCUGUGGAUGAAAACAUUAAAUGCUAUAACUAUAAUGUGUACUUUUCUAUUUGUUUGUAUGUAAAAUAAAAGUUGACCAUUAUG
Schistosoma guineensis is the source of this 3170-nucleotide messenger RNA. Lineage: Eukaryota; Metazoa; Platyhelminthes; Trematoda; Strigeidida; Schistosomatidae. The record is from the annotation of a GenBank genome assembly.